This is a messenger RNA of Vitrella brassicaformis, 1741 nucleotides long. NCBI's taxonomy places the organism in Eukaryota, Vitrellaceae. The record is from the annotation of a GenBank genome assembly.
CUGUAAGUAACUUUUCUGAGCGCUUGGUUGUCAUGACUUAGGAGUCCGUCCAUUCAUGUGAGCAUCUAUUCUGUCAAUUCUCUCUCUGUCUCCCCAACGCAAUGCCUCCGUCCGUCCGACUAGGAGGGGUAGUAAGACUGCCCAGUGCGUCGCUCGUGCUCGCCGGGGGUCGUCUUUGCACGAUACUUCCAACUCUGCUUCUUCCAGUGGUCGUCAGGCCGGCCCCCACCAGCAGCAGCAGCAGCAGCAAAGGUGUCAGUAGUCACUGGGACUGGCGGCGGGAGGCCGCCACCGCCACCGCCACCGCCACCGCCAUCACCACCGCCACCGCUAUCGACAUGCCUCCCAUAGGCAUGUCGAUACGCGACCGCCCCCGUCGUCGCUCCGGGCGACUGUGACUGCGCCACCCCGGCCCCGUAUGUCGCUGCUUGCUGAUUAUACCCAGGCGGCACUGACACACACAGACACACACAGACACACACAUAGAGGGACACUGAGAGACACUGAGAUAGUGGUCGACACGUACGCGACUGAGAGGUUUGAGCGUCAUAGGUAUGUCUUGGCUCCAAGACGCUCACGUUGGGCUGCCCCCCCGCCGCGGGAUGGUGAAUUACGACGGUGACAUACGACUUGGACGGAGCGCCCUGGGUGCCGUAGUCCCACGCACCCGGACCCGCCCGCGGGCCGGUGUACUGGUGCGUGUGGGGGUGGGGAAGAGGAGGAGGAGGAGGAGGAGGAGGUGGCGGCUGUGGCUGUGGCUCCACAUGCACACCAUAGGCCGCCGGCUGGGGUGGGGGUGGGGGUGGGGGUUGGGGUGCUGGUUCGGGUGCGGGUGCGGGAGGCUGCGGAUGGACCACCUGCUGUGGCUGUGGUUGUAUCUGUGGCUGCGACUCGUAGGUGUAAUGGUAUUGGGUCUGCAGCUGUGGCUGUGGCUGUGGCUGUGGGGCAGGUUGAGAGGGGCAGCCGAACCUGAUCUUCCAGGUGCUGACGUUGUUUUCGUCGUACAGCCACCACUGGUCCUUCUUGGCACAGUGGCCGCUGGCCGACGCCUUGUCCUUCCAAAACAAUGCGCCGCCCCGCUUCCUCGACACCGCCGGGUAGCCUUGGAGGUCGGAGGCGUCCCGACGCUGGAUGUCUCGGUUGUUGGCCUUGGUCGCCUCCUGGCACUGCGUAAUAUAAUGGGAACCUUCUGGCAUGCACUGCCCGGUGCCGCAGCAGCAGAGGGGCCGCUUGUCGGUGCAGUCGUCGCCCUUCCGGCAGUAGCAGUCGCCCUUCUCCUCGGCAAGGCUGUACUUGGCGGGGCGGUGGCACUGGUGCGGCCACUUGCACUCGCCUUCGCACCCCUGGUUGACAUCGAAGGCGUCGCAGCAGCAGGACUUGACGUGGGCGCACUGCUUCUUGAGACGGCAGAGCCUCGUGUCAGACUCUGAGCCGAAAAGGCGUGACGCCACGGAAAUGGUCACUGUCUGGUUGGCCGCCGAUCCACUGCAGACGUAGACGGCCAGAGUCAGAAGCAGAAAUGCUCCCAGUGAGAAGGAGAAGCCGUCAGUGACUCGCCGAGACGCUGGCCGAGACGGCCUUCUGCAAUGGUGUGACGCCCCGGGGCGUGCUGAAGGGGCCGUGGGGAUGGGGGGGCUGAUUGGAUUGGCCGUGGGUGGAAAAUGGUCAGCGCUCAUGGCUGGCAGGGUUUCUUAUGAUCAGUCGAACGGAAGAUGCGGCGAAUCGGGAUGGGGGAUACUGG